UAUCUGUAGGAUAUUUUUUUGGAAAUGGAUUCAGAGUCCUGUAACCGAGCUUUCUCCCAGGCCCGUGUAUAUCUUGAACAAAUUCGAAGCCGGGUUGCACCAGGGAGUAUUGACAUACAUGGUCCUGGGAAGCGCGACUACCUGGUGGAUGCAGCUAAGCAGAUCCGUCUGGCUCUGGAACGGGAUGUAAGUGAAGACUAUGAAGAAGCAUUCAACCACUACAAGAAUGGUGUGGAUGUGCUGCUCAGUGGGGUGCAAGUGGAUCCUAACAAAGAGCGCCGUGAAGCCGUGAAGAGGAAGAUCACCCAAUACCUAAAACGGGCAGAGGAGAUCUUCAACUGCCACCUACAAUGUAAUUUGGGGAAUGGCAAUUCUACUGAAACGGGUUACAGCAGUCUUCGCUUUCGUCCGAUAAGGACACUCAGCACACCAGUGGAGAAUCUCAAGCGCUGCAAAGUAGUGGGAAUAAUUGAUAAGGUGCAAAUAGUGCAGGAUCCAGCUACUGGGGACACCUUUAUACUGAAGAGCAUCCCCAAAUCCCAUGUGGAGACCCGGCAAAGGCAGACCAUCAUCCCACAUGGAAUCCCCUUUAUGACAGAAUUAUUGCGCUAUUCUGUAAGUAAGGAUUCCAUCUUCCUCCACUUGGAAUACGUGAAAGGAGGAAACCUCUGGUCAUAUCUUCGCUCCCAUCAUGGUUCUGCCUCUGUCCGUUCUCCCUUACUGAAUCCAAAGCUCACUUCGGAUUUUGGGUAUAUCAGGGAAGAAGAGCACAUAGAAAGCCUUCAUGAAACUGGUUCUGACUCUCAACAGAGCUGCAACAUCUAUCCUGAAAACAAUAAUGACCCAAUUCCUGUAUCUGUAAAUCAUCCCCUGUUGAAAAAAAUGGACUGUUUGAUGUCUAUGAAACAUUCAUCCAGCCAUCUUUCUUCUAGAACCUCAAGUGAGCACAGGUGGCAUACUGAAAAGGCAGGUGGACCAUGGAAGAAGAAUCUAAGCACAACCCACCCCUUUCCUGGUGCUACAGAAUCUACAAGCAAAACCAUACCUCAAGAACAGAAUCACUCAGUCAGCCAGAGACUGACUUUCAGGUCCUGUGAUUCAUUUAUGACAGUUGAUGGCAUUGGAACUACAUCUGGGAAAGAGACUCCUCAGCCAGAACCAAAGCCACAAACAGGUAAAAGAUCUAACCACUCUGCCCUAGAAGUAACAAGAGGAUACAACAAUUCAAAGAGAGAAACUCCAUGGCAAAAUCAGUUUUAUCCUGGAACUCUUGAAGAAGACUAUGGAGAGAAGAUAGAAACAAGAGGAGAAGACGACACUUUUAUGCAGAGGGCACCAGUUCUUGAUCACAAACAUUUCAAAACCCAAGCAACAAUAGGAUGGCAUGGAUCUUUAGUGGAACCAGUUGCCCAAAGCCAUACUCCUCUCAGUUGGGACAUAAAUGAGGAGCAGAUCCAAGUUUGGGCAGCUGAAUUGAUUUUGGCUCUGGAGGGUCUCCACCAACAGGGAAUCUUGUGCCAGGAUCUCAACCCACGAAAUCUGCUUUUAGACGAUACUGGUCACCUCCGUCUCACAUUCUUUGGCCAGUGGAGUGAGGUUGAGCCGCAGUACAGCAGCCAAGCAGUAGAUGAUUUGUAUUGUGCUCCAGAAGUGGGUGGAAUUUCUGAAUUGACAGAAGCCUGUGAUUGGUGGAGUUUUGGAGCACUGCUUUAUGAAUUAUUGAAUGGAGUGUCUUUAUCACAGAAUCAUCCCUCAGGGAUUCAUCCAUACACCCAGAUCUAUCUUCCAGAAAAGCUCAGCCAAUCUGCUUCGUCACUUCUCUCAGAGCUGCUGCAGUAUGAUCCUAAACAACGUUUGGGCUCUGGUGAAAAUGGUGCAAGCAAGAUUAAGUCACACAUUUUUUUCAGUUUGAUUCAAUGGAAUAAGAUGGUUGCAAACUAAGUUCUAAGUGCAAGGGAUGGUAAAAGAAGUAUGCUUGAUAGAACACCAAAUUGAGAAGUUUAUCUGCUGAAUUGUGCUCCAGAUGAUCCACAUCCACUGAAAAGCACUUGUAUAAGCUGUAUGAAUCUGAGACAUCAGCACUGCUACCGUUUAGGGAAGAAUCCACAGAAUUGGGCUGGGAUCUGCGUGCUCAAACUUCUGCUCCUU
This is a messenger RNA of Protobothrops mucrosquamatus (brown spotted pit viper), 2148 nucleotides long. It is a transcript of the gene RPS6KL1, whose product is annotated as ribosomal protein S6 kinase like 1. Gene Ontology annotation, molecular function: protein kinase activity; ATP binding. Bases 25 to 1941 code for a protein of 638 amino acids. Gene Ontology annotation, biological process: protein phosphorylation. The transcript is spliced from 10 exons. The record is from RefSeq and is a predicted model, not a curated record. NCBI's taxonomy places the organism in Eukaryota, Metazoa, Chordata, Lepidosauria, Squamata, Viperidae.